UCCAAUAUGGCGGCGCCCAUGAAGUAAAAUUACAGCAUUUCAUUUUUAGACAUGUGAAAACAACUGACGUCAUAGCUUGCACAUCUUCACGACAUUUACUGCAACAUUAAAAUGCCUAGAGAUUAUAUACUACAUGUUAUUGUAGAUGCCAAGUCAGAUAUCUUCAUUAUGACAUAAAUGACGUCCUUCAGGUUAUUGUAUCAGUGUUUGAAGAGAAAAAACCCUCACAGAUUGUUGAACAUAACAUCCUUAAUCACCAUCGUCAUCACACUUAUCUAGGGUCAGCAAUCGUCAGUCUGACAGACACUGCAAGCCAAGUAGCCUGUAGACUAUACCAACCAGGCACAGUGUCCCGUUUACCAUACCCACAAAGCCAAGUGACCUAGUUACCAUACGAACAAAGCCGAGUGCCCUAGUUACCAUACGAACAAAGCCGAGUGCCCUAGUUACCAUACAAACAAAGCCAAGUGCCCUAGUUACCAUACGAACAAAGCCAAGUGCCACUGUUACUAUUCCAACCAGGCCAAGUGCCCCUGUUACCAUACCAAAUAGGUCAAGUGCCCCCAUUACCAUACCAACUAGGCCAAAAACCAGGCCAAGUGUCCCCAUUACCAUACCAGCCAAGCCAAGUGCCCCCUUUACCAUAGCAACAAAGCCAAGUGCCAAAGCUGCCAUACCAGCCAUGCCAAGUGUACCCCUUACCAUACCAACCAAGUCAAGUGUCCCAGAUACCAUAACAACCAAGUCAAGUGCCCCAUUACCAUAACAACCAUUUCAAGUGCCCCUGUUACCAUAACAACCAGCACAAAAAGCCUCAUCUGACUUCAAUGGACAUUGAUAGGUCUGAGCAUAACAAGCACUAUAUAGAUUUAUAAGGACCAUCCUGUUGCUAAGUACUCCCUAUCAACAGUUGUCAUCCCAAAGCCAAGUUCUCCUGAUCACCAUAGCAACAGUCAACAUGGGCAGCAAGGAGCCUCAGUCGUCACCGCAAAUUGGAGGAAAGUCGUCUGCUCAGCACUGGUUCGUCUCAGAUAUACAGCUCAUGAUGCAUGGAAUGGGAGACUGCGACCAACCCCUGCUGGAGUCUGCAGCUCUUGUUGAGGAAAUCACACAGCAUCAGAUGAUCUCAGUGCUGUACCAGGCUGCAGAUGUGUCUGCCAUGCGUGGAUCCAAGCUUCUUGGGGUUGAGGACUUCCUGUUUCUUAUGAGGAAAGAUAAGGUAAAGUUGCGUCGCCUGCUGCGCUACAUGAACUUACGGGACCUGAAGGCAACUUUUAAUCGUGCCACCAGUGUUGAGGAGGAGAAUGGGACGGAGACAGCAUCAGACUUGAAGCCAGUGUGUGGCAAGCGUGUCAAGAUCUGCCAUGACUUCCUAUCUUCCAUUGAUCAGACAGGUGAACUGGUUGCUCUGUUUGAUGAUGAGGAGGAGGAUGAUGUAAAAUAUGAGCGGCUACUGCGUGCGGACAUGUCCUCUCGAUGUAUGGAUCCUGCGCAGUAUAUGGAGUUUGCAGAGGCCCGCAGUGUCAACUUCAGUCGAAAACACAAGACCCAGAAGUUCAGAGAAUGGUUGUUUACUGGCCUUGAUGUUGACAUUAAACCUACCCAGACAGCUGUGGAGGUUGUGUCAUACCUGGCGUACGAAACAGUGGCACAGAUUGUGGACCUGGCUUUACUGGUGAAGCAGGACAGCCAGACUGGUUACCGUGAUCCAGUGUCUCAGACCCUACCAAGUAUCUUAUAUACCGGGAACCAGCCAGCCACACCCUCACCACUGAUACCCAAACCAGAUCUCACUUCUCCCACUGGGAGCCCUCCCGGUACCCCAGGUUCCGCCCCACUGAACCCGCUCACAGGUAGCGCAGGGGCGGGCUCAAAACUCAAACCAAAGAAGAAAAAGAAGUCCGGUCCCGGGGGUGUUAUGGAGGUACCGAUGUCACAAGCCAUCCAGCCAGCAGAGAUACAGGAAGCUAUGAGAAGAUAUAGUCGCUUCAUUGGUCCCUUUGCUUCGGAAAUGAAGUUUAAUUCAACCCUGUCACCCAAGUUCCUGAAUCUGUGUGUAUGAAGGCAGAUAGCGCGGUCAUUAUUAUACAAGCUAGACUAUAUCUGCUGAUGGCAUAUCAGCGAUGGCUCAAACAAUUGUGUUUGCAUAAGUGAAACAUUCAAUGAUUGCUAGAACAGUUCAAGCUUCAGCUGACUGCUCAAGUUAUUGAUUCUUGUGAUGGCAUCAUUGACAAUUGAUGCCUGGAAUAUAUUUUGUGAUGGCAUCAUUGACAAUUGAUGGCUGGAAUAUUUCUUGUGAUGGCUUCAUUGACAAGUGUUUGCUGGAAUAUUUCUUGUGAUGGCAUCAUUGACAAGCGAUGGCUGGAAUAUUUCUUGAGAUGGCAACAUUGACAAUUGAUGGCUGGAAUAUUUCUUGUGAUGGCAUCAUUGACAAUUGAUGGCUGGAAUAUAUUUUGUGAUGGCAUCAUUGACAAGCGAUGGCUGGAAUAUUUCUUGUGAUGGCAUCAUUGACAAGUGUUUGCUGGAAUAUUUCUUGUGAUGGCAUCAUUGUCAAGCGAUGGUUUGAAUAUUUCUUGUGAUGGCAUCAUUGACAGCGAUGGCUGGAAUAUUUCUUGUGAUGGCAUCAUUGACAAGCAUUUGCUGGAAUAUUUCUUAUGAUGGCAUCAUUGACAAGCGAUGACUGGAAUAAUUCUUGUGAUGGCAUCAUUGACAAGCAUUUGCUGGAAUAUUUCUUGUGAUGGCUGGAAUAUUUCUGUGAUGGCAUCAUGUAUCAGUGAUAGCUGGAAUAUUUCCUGUGAUAGCAUCAUGUAUGAGCGAUGGCUAGAAUAUUUCUGCUGAUGGAUUUAGUGACAAGCGGUGGCUGGAAAACUUCUGCUGAUGGCAUAUGCUAGUGGCAGAUAUUCCUAAUUGGACAUUCAGUUGGACCAAAGUUUUAGAGCAAUAUAUCCGUAUGUUCAUAUGAUGAUGAUAAGUAAUAUGAAAAUUAUGAUAAGCAUAAUACUAAUCAGUGUGUUUAACUGGUGUUUAGAUUACUAUUUCUCCCACCUCAGAUAAGUAGAUCCAAUAAUGUAAUCAUGCUAGAAAUUCUUAUCGUGCCCACGGGCGAAGAUAAAAUGCCCGUAUGGAACUCCUUUUUAAUUGUCGCCACAUUGGAAUUACCUCCCUUGUUAAAGACAGUCUUCUGUAGCAUCAUAGAAACCUUGUCUAGUGGUAAUAUUUAGAAUGCUAAUUAACUAUUUCUCGCUUCAAAUGUCACCAUAAAAAAGUUUUCACGCAUUUUUCAAGAACUAAUGCUCCACUCUCCUCCGAACUAUUUAAAGACCGAUUUGACUAGUAACAACCUGAAUCACUGUGAGCAUAUCCAUGACAACCACGAAUUAUCAAAUAUCCAUACGCAUUUAUUUUCACUACGCUCAAAAGAGUUCCAGCAAAAAUUACAUUUUUACACAAUUUUGUUUAACUGAGGUGGGAGAAAAAGCAUCUACCAUAGCCGCUCGUGUAAGAUAGGUUCAUCCCAACCCUCGCGCAGGGUAUUUUGCGGAAACUCUGUAAACCUCGUUUCUGCAAAACACCCUGCGCUCGGGUCGGGAUGAACCUAUCUUACACUCUCAGCCAUGGAAAAUACUUAUAUUCUAUGUGUAACAUGGGGAUGAAGAAAUUGAAACUGUUCUUGCUUUUGUUUCAAUGUGCACUAAAAAUAAAACAUGUUAUUUUAAAUAUUAAAAAAAUAUUGUUUUAGUAUGUUUCAAAUACCUGAAUUGAUAUCUUGUUAAAUAUUUCUUGCAAUAAAAUAGACAAAUGUU
This is a messenger RNA of Mya arenaria, 3803 nucleotides long. RefSeq names its product transcription initiation protein SPT3 homolog. The transcript has 13 exons. The coding region runs from base 959 to 2062 and encodes 367 amino acids. Gene Ontology annotation, biological process: transcription by RNA polymerase II. NCBI's taxonomy places the organism in Eukaryota, Metazoa, Mollusca, Bivalvia, Myida, Myidae. Gene Ontology annotation, molecular function: protein heterodimerization activity; transcription coactivator activity. The record is from RefSeq and is a predicted model, not a curated record.